Messenger RNA from Euleptes europaea (tarantolino), 3858 nucleotides. RefSeq lists its product as uncharacterized. Gene Ontology annotation, cellular component: membrane. The record is from RefSeq and is a predicted model, not a curated record. Lineage: Eukaryota; Metazoa; Chordata; Lepidosauria; Squamata; Sphaerodactylidae. Gene Ontology annotation, molecular function: GTPase activity; GTP binding.
AUGGCUGAAUACCUGUCUCUAAAUCAGGAGGCCCUGAUUGAGAAGUGUCAAGCAAAAGGAAUUCCCUAUGAAGGAAAAUCUGUCACAGAGCUGAGAGUAUUGCUAAUUCAGAGCUGCGCUGAAAAACUCCCUGCGCCUGCAGAGUCUAAUGUGCCAUGGGAAGUACAGUUACAGAGAGAACAGAUAGCACUGGAAAGAGAGAAGAUGCGGAUGGAACAGGCCAAGAUGGAGAUGGAAGCAAGAGACGCCAAGGAAAAGAGAGACUUGGAGCAUGCGAGGAUGGAUCACGAGGCCCAGCUUGAGCUGGAAAAGGUGCGGGUGGAGUUGGAGAAAGCCAAGCUGGAAGCUGAGGUUAAGACCCAGCAGCAGCAGAGGAGCGAGAUGGCAUCCCUGCAGCCCUACAAUGUGACCCCCAAAGCCUUUGCACCAGGAGAAAAUCCUCACACCUUCCUGACUACCUCUGAGAGUGCAUCUAGGAACUGGGGAGUGAAAGAAGACGACUUCAUGAGAUCAACUGAACCAUCUGCAAGAACGAUUGUGGCUGGCACCAACUCAGAAGAAUCCACAAAUAAGGGUCUUGCUGAAAUGAGGGUCUCUUUGGAACAAAAAAGUCUCCAAGAUGUAUUCGUUGAUGCUGAUAUAGAGUCAAAAUUGUUAAAGAACACAACACUUGAUAUUGCUUUCACAGGGGUUUCUGGGGCUGGUAAAUCAUCCCUUGUGAAUGCCUUUCGUAAUGUUUCAGAUCAUAAAGAAGGAGCAGCUAAAACUGGGGUGAAACAGACUACUAUGGUUCUAGAGAGAUACCCCCAUCCUUCAUUUCCAGAACUAACACUAUGGGAUCUACCAGGAAUAGGGACACCUGAAUUUAAACCAAAAGAAUACCUAGAGAAGGUAAAUUUUAGAAGGUAUGACUUCUUCAUCAUUGUCGCCUCGGAGCGCUUCACUGAGCAUGACACAAUGCUGGCCUCAGAAAUUCGAAAGAUGAAUAAGCGGUUUUACUUUGUUCGCACCAAAGUGGAUCAAGCUAUGGACGCUGAAAGAAGGAAGCCAAACUUUAAUGAGACAAAGACCUUGGAAGAGAUAAGAAAAUACUGCCUUUGCAAUUUGAGAGAAGAAGGAGCCACCGACCCAAGGGUUUUUCUGAUAUCUAGCUGGUAUUUGAAUAUGUAUGAUUUCCCUCUCCUGCAGAAGACCCUAGCAGAUGACCUGACCGAAAUCAAGAGACCUCUUCUCAGGAGGGCUGCUUUAGCCUUCUCUCCCAGGAAGGGAUCCUCAAAAUCCAGGAACACUCCACCCGGGGAGCAUUACAAAUUUGUGCUCCUGUCUGUCAUUGUAAGACAGGAACUGGAAAAGAUGAAGGAUGAUUUGGAAAACAAAAGUUUCCAAGAUGUGAUAAAACAAAGUCAAGAAGACCUGAAGUUAUUAGAAAACUCUGCACUUGACAUCGCCAUCACAGGAGCGUCAGGUGCUGGUAAAUCAUCAUUUGUCAAUGCCCUGCGAGGAAUGACAGACUGUGAAGAAGGUGCAGCUGAGACUGGGGAGGUGGAAAUAACAACAGUGCCAAAGAAAUAUCCACAUCCCACAUUCCCAAAAGUUGCAAUAUGGGAUCUACCAGGCAUUGGGACAUCUCAAUUUAAAGAAAAGGAAUAUCUCAAGAAGGUACAUUUUAAGGAGUAUGAUUGUUUCAUCAUCGUUGCCUCAAAUCGCUUCACUGAGAAUGAUGUCUUCCUGGCCCGUGAAAUUCAUAAAAUGGGGAAGAAGUUCUACUAUGUGCGCACCAAAGCAGAUGUCAGUAUAGAUUCUGAAAGAAGAAAACCACAUUUCACUGAGGAGAAAUGCCUGGAGAAGAUUAGGAAGUACUGCUGUGAUAAUCUGACACAGGCAGGAGAAUCUAAUCCGCAGGUUUUUCUCAUCUCCAGAUGGAAUUUGGAUAUGUAUGAUUUCCCGUUCCUGGAAGAGACUUUGGAGAAUGACUUGGAUGGUCUCAAGAGAGAGGCUUUAAUUCAGGCUAUGCCAGCUUUCUCCAAAGAUGUCCUGAAGAAGAAAAGGGCUGCUAUGGAAGUCUAUAUCAGGAACGUAGCCCUUGUGUCUUGUGCCAUUGGGGCCCUUCCUGUCCCUGGCCUCUCUCUGGCUUGUGAUAUUGGCAUCUUGGUGGCAACCAUGAUACAUAUCUGCAAAGUCUUUGGCUUGAAUGAAGAUUCCCUCCAAAGACUUGCAAACCGGGUUGGCAUACCUGUUGAUGUCUUGAGAUCAGUUAUCAAAAAGUCUCCAAUGGCCAGCCAAAUCACCACUGAAUUUGUACUUGAUCUGUUGACUAGGUCAGUGAUGUGGGGAUCACUGAUGGUGGUCGAAUUAGCUCUUGAUUUCAUACCGGUGUUGGGCUCCCUAGCAGGCGGAGGGCUUUCUUUUGUAACUACCUUCUACAUCCUGAAGAACUUUCUGCUUGAUGUUGCGGAAGAUGCUGAAAACGUCCGGGCAAAAGCUGCAGAGUUCCAUCCCAAACGUCAGCGGAACCAAAGCAAACAAUUCUUCAUGGGCUUCCGAGCCAGAAAACGCGUGCCCAAAGGAAAGAUCAGCUCAAAAGUGGUGUGGUUUGCCUCUCUUUUAGCGCGGCUUUUAUUGCAAAACAAGAAGAACCAAAAUGGGCUUUGCCACCUCAAAAGUAAUGGUAAAAACCGACCUGGAAGAGCUGAAGAGUGCUUUGAGAAAAAACAGUCUCCAGAAUCUUCAAAACAAAUUAAUGAGGAAUUGAAUGUACUAGACAACACCAACCUUGACAUCGCCAUCACAGGCACCGGGGCCAGUAAACCAUCCCUUGUCAGUGCUCUGAGAGGAAUGACUGAUUAUGAGGAGGGUGCAGCUAAGGUUGGGAACACAGAAACAAUGGUGGAGCCAGAGAAAUAUGCACAUCCCAUAUUUCCCAAUGUAACCAUGUGGGAUCUACCAGGAAUCGGGACACCAAAAUUUCAAGUAAAGGAAUACCUGAGGAAGAUCAAUUUCCCAAAGUAUGAUUUCUUCAUUAUUGUUGCUGCAAGAUACUUUUCAAAAAAUGAUGUCCUGCUAGCCAAAGAAAUUCAGAAAAUGAACAAGAAGUAUUACUUUGUGCGCUCCAAAGUAGAUCAGGGUAUAAUAGCUGAAGCAUGGAAUCCAGCCUUCAGUGAGGAAAAAACCCUUGAGAAGAUUAGGAAAUGUUGCUGUGAAAAUCUGAGAAAAGUGGGAGAAUCUAACCCAAAGGUUUUUCUCCUUUCCAACUGGAUGCUGGAUGCAUAUGAUUUCCCCCUCUUACAAAACACCUUGGCAAAUGAAUUAGAUGUCUUCAGGGGACAUAAUUUAAUUGAAUCAAUGCCAGCUUUCUCAAGAGAAACCUUGGAGAAGAAAAAGGCUGCUAUGAAGGGCCUCAUAGGGAAAAUAGCCCUUGUGUCUAGUGUUAUAGGUGCAGUUCCUGCAGGCCUUUCUCUUGUCUGCAACAUUUCCUUCUUGGUGGCAACAAUGGUAAAAUUCUGCAAGGUCUUUGGCUUGGAUGAAGAGUGUCUUGGUAGACUUGCACAGCAGGUUGGCAAACCUAUUGAUGAGCUGAAAUCGGCUGUCAAAAAGGCACCCUUAGCCAGUCAAAUCACCAAAGAAUCUGUAAUCGAUCUGGCAACUAAGUCAAAGCUUUGUGGGGUAAUGAUGGCAGUCAGAUUUGCUCUUCAUUUCAUACCUGAGUUGGGCUUUCUAGAUGGUGGAGGAACAUCUUUUGUAACUACCUUCUACAUGCUAAAAAGCUUUAUGAGUGAUGUUGUGGAAGAUGCUGAGAAUGUCUGGGCAAAAGCUGCAAAACUGCAGGGCAAGCAAAGUGCCAAGACUUCAAUGCCAUAG